Molecule: messenger RNA, 1078 nt
Organism: Pieris napi
Lineage: Eukaryota; Metazoa; Arthropoda; Insecta; Lepidoptera; Pieridae
Product: E3 ubiquitin-protein ligase CCNB1IP1-like
Exons: 1
Coding region: 260-1048 (262 amino acids)
Biological process (GO): reciprocal meiotic recombination
Cellular component (GO): synaptonemal complex
Molecular function (GO): ubiquitin protein ligase activity
Source: RefSeq, a predicted model, not a curated record
UCGCCUGAAAAUAAUUAAACAUAUAAAACCUCAAACUUCACAGAACCUCUUUAAGAAAAUAUAUCGUCUAUGUAGGUUGUCAAAAUGUCUUAGCCUAGCCUUCUUUUCAGAUUUAAAUAAAAAAAAAUAUCUGUCACGUAUUUAUUUACGCUUUCUUUUUGACUUUUCUCAAGUGUUAAAGUUAGGAUUCAGUGUUAAAAUGGAUAUGUUAAUGUCAUCAUUAAUUUUAGUGCAUUAAUUAAAUUAAUUUUAUGUGAUAAUGACUUUAGAUAUUGUAUGUAAUUUUCGUAAAUGCAGAAGAUCAUUAUCUAGUCAAGCUUGGGUCACGACGUGUUCACACGCAUUUUGCGUGGAACAUGGAAAAAGCGAAUUUAGGCAUAACGCUGAGAAUUCAUUGACUUGUCCCGCAUGCGGAAAUGAAUUGCGAGAUAAAUUCGACGUUAUUCAAGCUGAUCUUAAACCAAGUGAAACAUUUAAGUCAAUAGUUUUAGCGGGAUUAAAACCCGACACCAUAAUGGAUGUAGCCAUGCGUGCAAUGUCAUUUUGGUCAUACCAAAUUGAACAAGAGACUUUAUAUCAGGAGUCUUUAGCAAAGCAUUCAAAAGAGAAGCUUCAGUGUCUAGAAGAAGCCAGUAAUAUAAAUAUGAAAAAACUUCACGCUGAACUGGAAAGUUGUAAACGUAAGAUUACCACAUUACAAACAGAAUUCAAUAAAAAAAGGAAACAAACGGAGGAAUUAAGUGCAAAGUUAGAAGACAAGACGCGUAGACUUCAAAAAUUGACAUUUGAACUAGAGUCAUACAAGCGAAAGGAUAUUAGGUCAAACAAUUUUCAGGAAAGCAAUACCAGUAAUCGUGAUGUCUUUAUGGAUAUUUCUGAAUUAGUCGUGAAUAGAGUGCCAUCAGAGCCUUUUAUAUUCAAACCUAUGAAAGACCUAGAGGAAUCACGAAGAAUGAAUUCCCCCAAAACUCCAAUGUUUGAUUUUCGUCAUAGAAAUAAAAAUCGACGCGAAAUAAAUACAAGUUUUAAUUUUAGACCAAUACAAUAAGUUGCAUGAUAGAUUAUAAUUACCUGCAUU